UAAUGUUUCAAAAUAAGUACAUAAGUGUAUUAAUUUCAUUAGAACAGAUUAUGAUAGAGGAGUGAAUACAUUUUCACCAGAAGGUCGUCUAUUCUAAGUGGAAUAUGCAUUAUAAGCAAUAAAAUUAGGAGCAAGUGCUUUGGCUAUAAAAGUGAAUGAAGGAGUAGUAUUGGCAGGAGAAAGAAAAUUGAAUUCAACUCUUUUAGAGCCUAAGAGUAUUGAAAAGAUAUAUGAAAUUGAUACACAUAUUGCAUGUACUGCUUCUGGUUUCAUUCCUGAUGCCAGAACUUUAGUUGAACAUGCAAGAGUAGAAUCUCAAAAUCAUAAAUUCAAUUAUGGUGAACCUAUUAAUGUAAGAGCACUUACAUAAAUUGUUUGUGAUUUGGCUCUUGAUUUUGGAGAGAGUGAUUCCAAAAAUAAAACAAAGAUGUCUAGACCUUAUGGAGUAGCAUUAUUAAUUGCUGGUGUAUCAGAUCAUGGUCCAUAAAUUUAUUAAACUGGUAUUAUAUUAAAUGAUUAUAGAUCCAACUGGAACUAUGAUUGAAUAUUAAGCUAAAGGAAUAGGUGCAGCAGAUGAAGGUAUUCAAAGCAUACUUAAAGAAUAAUAUAAAUAAGUAAAGAUAAUUAAUUAAGGUAGGAUUUGACCUUAGAGUAAGCUGAAAGAUUGGCUAUUUUAUGUCUUAAGAAUGUUAUGGAAGAAAAAGUAAUUAUAUAUAUUUUAUUAUAUCUUAGAUUAAUAAUACAAAUGUUGAAUUGGCUGUAAUUACAACUGUAGAAAAAAGAUAUACAUAAAGAACACCAGAACAAAUAUAAAGUCUAAUUGACAAAGUUUGAA
Paramecium pentaurelia is the source of this 835-nucleotide messenger RNA. The record is from the annotation of a GenBank genome assembly. Lineage: Eukaryota; Ciliophora; Oligohymenophorea; Peniculida; Parameciidae.